Molecule: messenger RNA, 2095 nt
Organism: Heterotrigona itama
Lineage: Eukaryota; Metazoa; Arthropoda; Insecta; Hymenoptera; Apidae
Source: the annotation of a GenBank genome assembly
AUUCAUUUUCGACAGCAAGUGGUAAGUUGCUAUAGCUGAAUCAGUACUUUAUCUUUCAUUUGUCACCAACUUUAUCGCACAAAGAAAUACGAUAAAAAAAAAAAGACAAAGAAUAAUUCGACAAAAUAACAAAUCGUGGAAAUUAAGUAACGUUUUGGAUCUUAAAUCUUCCUUCUCUUUACCUUUAAUUCAACGUAAAACCUUUAAACGAGCUUAUUCGUAUCGAGUCUUUCGUGAAGUGAAAAUUUCACACAUGAAAAUGCUACUUUAUAGUAACUAGCGUCACUGUAGUUUCCGCUCUCUGUAUAGCUACAUCUAUCGUGAAUAAACAUCACUCUUGUGGUUGUAAAUGUUUGGAUGGUGUGACAACGUCGCGUCUGCCGAACAUUUACUGGUAUAGUACAAUAAGUAGAAACCGGUAGAAUGAUCUAGAUUCGACUUAAAAUGCUCGGUAUAAUUGUAUCUGGUCGGCUUGUAAGUAUCCAAGUAUCAGUGAUUCGUUGUACAACUACCGACAUUGUAUUUCAUUUUCGAUAUUAAAUUGUCAAUUAAACAUAACCGUGUCGUAAGUGUAUCGGUGUAUCCUUACACUAGAACACAUUGUUUCCCGUUUCUUUGCUUCUUCCCAGUUUCUAAUGCUUUAAACAUUGUAUCGUUUUGUUUCGUAUCUCGUUUUUGUUACCUUUCAGUAAUGCCCUCACCUCACCCCAUCUUGUCGUCAACUUGCCACGAGCAUCUUUACAUCUAAUCGAACAUGUAAAUGUAAUGUCGACGAAUUGAGAUUUUGUCAAAUUUCAAACAGUAAAUUCGAAUUUUCAAAAGUCCAAUAUCCAUACCGUACGUAAUUAUAAACGUAACGUUCCUUUUUUUCUUUUUUUUAGGUGCAAACGGAUUUUCAGCAGAUAGGGGAGAACCAGUUUUUAAUAACAGUACCUGAUGCGGAUAAUAUAAACCAUAUUGUGGUAUUUCUCACUGGUACUAUACCAUUUCCUGAUGGGACAGGUGGUGCAGUGUACUUUAGUUGGCCGGAUCCAACUGCUCCGCCUAAUUGGCAGUUUCUUGGGUAUAUCUCAAAUGCCAAGCCAUCUGCCAUAUUUAAGAUAUCCACUUUGAAGAAGAAUCACGAAUUCGAAAACAGUAAUUUAGGAAUUUUUGGAGUGGGGAAGAUUUCUCACGUAGCGCAGAUAGGAGUUUCAGUGGAGCCUAUUGGAGCUAUAGAACAACAAGCAGCCACAGUAACAGAAGCUACGUCGAACUCUUUCCUAGAAUUCGUUCAGAAGAUGCUUACUAGCUUUUUGAAUUACGUUUCGAGUUUUUCUGUGACUCAGUCGCAAAUGACACCAAAUCCAACAGAAAACUUUGUACCACUCUCCGCUAUCCAAGGAUGGUACGAAACUUUUGAGAGGAGGUUACAACAAAAUCCAAACUUUUGGAAAGCAUGAUGAGAAAGAAACUGACUCUCGAUAGUUCGUUACCAUUUUGCAUAGUGACGCAUCAUUUUUCAGCACCCAUACUCACCUACGCGAAACGUCGCAUUAUGCGCAUAAAUUGAAAUUUUUUAUAUUCUCACUGAAAAACAAUAUCUUAAUAAUAAGAGUAAGAGUAAAUUACGAUGCUGUCGCGUACCUCACUCAAAAAUGCAGAGUUUGCUACCUGUAAAUGUUCAGCGUAAGUAUCAGCAUAAGUUUUUGUUAUUAUCUAUCAUAUUUUGUUAUACUAUGCUAUCAAGUACGUGAUUUCUGAUUUGGUUAUGAAACGGUACAUCGCUGUUAUAUCAUCUUUAUUUGGAACGCUUUUAUUUGAAAAAUGUUGCAAACAUGUAAAUAUAUAUAUAAUUAAUUUACGGUAACGUGAGAAAAAAAGAAAAAGAAAAAACUGAAUUUACGAUCAAAGCGAUAUAAGAACGAAAUGACGCAUGCGUGAACUUCCAUUUUGUUCGUCAAGUUUAUGGAUAUCCACGAAUGAUCAUAGAACUAGAGUGUCACGUUAUAUGAGAAAAAUGUCGAACGAUCGUCGAGAAAUUUGUACUUCUACGAGGUCAAAAUUGAGAUUUAUUAAUUUGUAUUUACACAAUAAAAUUUUAUCGAAUACACUA